AUUCUGAAUAGUCCAUUCGCCAUUUUCUCGUAGCUAGGAGAAGGAGAGACUUCAACCCUGCAUAGACAAAGAUCUGUGUGCUGCGCAGUCUGUUAAUCUAGCUAUAUCGAGGGCUUUCUUAAGAAAUUGAUAACAUAAUUUGAGGUUGAUACUUAAUUAAAAGCAAAUAAUCGACAGCUAGUUCAUUCAGAAGAGUCGCAAUGCCGAGCCACCCGCUUCGCGUGGCGGUUGUGUGCUCGAGCAACCAGAACCGCAGCAUGGAAGCUCACAACAUUCUCAGUAAGCGGGGCUUUGAUGUACGCUCAUUUGGGACGGGGUCUCAUGUGAAGCUACCUGGUCCAGCCCCGGAUAAGCCCAAUGUGUAUGACUUCAAAACCACAUAUGAACAGAUGUACAACGACUUGGUCCGCAAGGACAAGGAACUAUACACACAAAACGGAAUUCUGCACAUGCUGGACCGCAACAAACGCAUUAAGUCACGGCCAGAGCGCUUCCAGAACUGCAAGGACCAGUUUGACCUGGUCAUCACCUGUGAAGAGAGGGUGUAUGACCAGGUGUUAGAAGACCUGAACUCAAGAGAGCAGGAGACCCUCCAGCCGGUUCAUGUCAUCAAUGUGGACAUCCAGGACAACCAUGAGGAGGCCACCCUGGGGGCCUUCCUGAUCUGUGAACUGUGUCAGUGUAUUCAACACACCGAUGACAUGGAGAACGAGAUGGAUGAGCUGCUGCAGGAGUUUGAGGACAAAAGCAACAGGCCUUUCCUCCACACUGUCUGUUUCUACUGAUGCUGCCCCCACACCUGACGACACACAUCACUUCUAUGCCCCUUCACACAUUCACUUAAAUAAGCAAACAUGAUACUGUAAACCAAUUCUGCUGUUGGUGGGGAUCACCAACAGCAGAAGCAAAAGCUCCCUUUCUCAGAGAGCUCAUCACUUUAGCACCUCUGUUUACUCCUUGACAUGGCCAUGGUCAGCUCACUGUCGUCCCGUCCCCCCCUUACAGUGAAACCACUGACCUAUUUCUCCUCAGAAUCAACAAGCCCCCAUUUGAUUUGCUGAACCGAAUGUAUUCCCCUUUUGAACAAAAAAGGGUAGGAUGUUUUCUAAGUUGUGCAUAUUGAUCCUAUUUGAGUUUGAGUUCAUUUUUGAAGAAUGGGUCGAUAUGCUCAUUGAUUACGUAUGAUUUGACACUUUUUACUUCUGCUUGAUUGAGAAGUGUUUUUAUGGGAUCAGAAUGAUGUUUUAGGGUGAAUGUCCGGACUGACAGUGUCAGUGUUAUAGUACAGCGGGAAUUAAACCGUAGGGGUAUAAUAAUGAAUAACCAAACCAAGAGACCACAGGGUUCUCAUUUCUCCUCCCACUUUGUUUUCAUAUAUUAUGUAUUGAUUCAUAUUUAACUCCAGUUUGCUUUAUUUCAGGGCGUAGAAUAUUUGUUUCUUUUGUAAAUGUAAAGAAAUGAAAACAUGUAAUAAUUUGCAAACUCAAGAGUGCCUGAAUUUCUGUAUGUACAUAAUAGGAAUCUAGUAAAGGAAUAAAAUACUCUAGGGAAACAUCAA
This is a messenger RNA of Hypomesus transpacificus, 1558 nucleotides long. It is a transcript of the gene ssu72, whose product is annotated as SSU72 homolog, RNA polymerase II CTD phosphatase. Lineage: Eukaryota; Metazoa; Chordata; Actinopteri; Osmeriformes; Osmeridae. The record is from RefSeq and is a predicted model, not a curated record. Gene Ontology annotation, cellular component: mRNA cleavage and polyadenylation specificity factor complex; nucleus. Bases 201 to 785 code for a protein of 194 amino acids. Gene Ontology annotation, biological process: termination of RNA polymerase II transcription. The transcript has 5 exons. Gene Ontology annotation, molecular function: RNA polymerase II CTD heptapeptide repeat phosphatase activity.